This is a messenger RNA of Suncus etruscus (white-toothed pygmy shrew), 1776 nucleotides long. RefSeq names its product GIPC PDZ domain containing family member 1 (gene GIPC1). Gene Ontology annotation, molecular function: protein binding. The record is from RefSeq and is a predicted model, not a curated record. The transcript has 9 exons. The coding region runs from base 232 to 1239 and encodes 335 amino acids. NCBI's taxonomy places the organism in Eukaryota, Metazoa, Chordata, Mammalia, Eulipotyphla, Soricidae.
CCCGGCUCGAGUUUGCCCAGGGCCGAGCUGGGCGCGGGGCGCGGGGCGCAGGGCGCGGCGGGGCUGAUGAGGAGGCUGAGGGUCUGGCCAGUGAAGUGACUUGCCCAGGACCACUCAGCUGGCUCACUCUGGCUGCGGGCUUGACUAGCGACCUGGGGGCCAAGGGCUGCAGUGGGGAGAGGCGGCGGCCACGCUGGUCCUGAUCUCCUGGGAGCACCCCUCUCUCCGCACAUGCCGCUGGGUCUGGGCCGGAGGAAAAAGGCGCCUCCGCUGGUGGAGAAUGAAGAGGCCGAGCCCAGCCGGGGCGGGCUGGGCGUGGGUGAGCCUGGGCCCCUGGGCGGAGGUGGGGCUGGGGGACCCCACAUGGGCCUGCCACCCCCGCCCCCAGCUCUGCGGCCCCGCCUCGUGUUCCACACCCAGCUGGCCCACGGCAGCCCAACGGGCCGCAUCGAGGGCUUCACCAACGUCAAGGAGCUGUAUGGCAAGAUCGCCGAGGCCUUCCGCCUGCCGCCGGCCGAGGUGAUGUUCUGCACUCUCAACACCCACAAAGUGGACAUGGACAAACUGCUAGGGGGCCAGAUCGGGCUAGAGGAUUUUAUCUUCGCCCACGUCAAAGGGCAGCGGAAGGAGGUGGAGGUGUUCAAGUCUGAGGACGCUCUGGGGCUUACCAUCACCGACAACGGGGCCGGCUACGCUUUCAUCAAGCGCAUCAAGGAGGGCAGCGUGAUCGACCACAUGCAGCUCAUCAGUGUGGGCGACAUGAUCGAGGCCAUCAAUGGGCAGAGCCUACUCGGCUGCCGUCACUACGAGGUGGCCCGGCUGCUCAAGGAGCUGCCUCGGGGCCGCACCUUCACGCUGAAGCUCACGGAGCCCCGCAAGGCCUUUGACAUGAUCGGGGUGCGCUCAGCAGGCGGACGCCCAGGUUCCGGCUCUGGAUCUCAGCUGGGCACUGGCCGGGGGACCCUGCGGCUCCGAUCCCGGGGCCCUGCCACUGUGGAGGACCUGCCCUCGGCCUUUGAGGAGAAGGCCGUGGAGAAAGUGGACGACCUGCUGGAGAGCUACAUGGGCAUCAGGGACACGGAGCUAGCGGCCACAAUGGUGGAACUGGGAAAGGACAAAAGGAACCCGGACGAGCUGGCCGAAGCCCUGGACGAGCGGCUGGGUGACUUCGCUUUCCCCGAUGAGUUUGUCUUCGACGUGUGGGGUGCCAUCGGGGACGCCAAGGUCGGCCGCUACUAGGCCUCCAGCCGGAUCCUGGCGGUCUCACCCCCGCAGCCUGGAGCGGGGCGGCUGGGCCCCCACGUCUCCCAAUCGGUACCACCCCUCCCUGGUGCCCGGCCUGCCUGGGGUGCCCCCCUGUUCCCCACCUACCUCAGCCAGGUCAGGCACCCCCGGAGAGGCUCUGUAGAAGGGGCGCCCUCCCACACACACCUACACACACACACACACACACACAUUUUUAUCCUCGGUGUCCUCUGGCCACGAGCUGUUUGGGUAGGUCAUGACCACACUCGUUUCCUGGCACUGGGACUGCAGGAGAUGGGUGCACCCUCAAAAUGCAAUAAUAUCCGCACCCAUGGCCCUGGCCCAAGACACCCCCAUUGCAAGGACCUUCCUCCUCCCCUCCUCAGGAGUCUGCACCUGAGUCUGCUGUGAACCCCACUUCCCUGAGGGCUGCCCCUCCCCCAGCCAGGCGGGUGGGGGGAUGGGGGCCGGUUCUGGGGUGUUUUUUGUAUCUGAAUUUGCUUCUUGGAUAUAAACGAUACUCAGCCCUGA